This is a messenger RNA of Formica exsecta, 736 nucleotides long. RefSeq names its product zinc finger BED domain-containing protein 1-like. The annotation marks the transcript as partial. NCBI's taxonomy places the organism in Eukaryota, Metazoa, Arthropoda, Insecta, Hymenoptera, Formicidae. The record is from RefSeq and is a predicted model, not a curated record. The transcript is spliced from 3 exons. Gene Ontology annotation, molecular function: DNA binding.
CCGCCAUCCAAAAGUAAUUACUGGAAAUAUUUUAUUCGAAUCAAUGAAGGUGGCAAAUGUAACAUUUGCCAACAGAUAAUAAAAACGUCCGGAAAUACAACGAAUUUACGUUUCCAUUUGAUGCGAACACAUCCAAAAAUUCACCUUCAAAUGAAGAAUAGCAGAGCUGAUACAAAUGUCACAUCUACAGAAUCCUCACCCUUAACAAAACAGAGAAAACUUAUGACACAAGAUGAAACUGAUGCAGAAAUUAUAGAUGAUGAUCUUGAUUCAAUGGAAAAAUCUCCUGGUUCUCCGACUUUAUUAGUCACGUCAGUUUUAUCAGGUCACUCAGAGACAUCAGUUGUGUCAUCUGUCAAAAAGAGACAAUCUACUCUUGAUUUUGUUUUCCAAAAUCAAAAAUCAUUUCAUGAUGGAGGAACAAAAACGGCCGAGUUUACUAACUAUCUUAUUUUCAUGAUUGCAAAAGAUAAUUUGCCUUUUGCAAUAGUUGAAAAGGAAGGCUUCAAGACUUUCAUGAGAAUAGUUGCGCCAUUGUACAAGAUUCCCAGCCGGAAAAAGAUCACGAGCCUGGUAGAAGAAAAGUAUGAGUUUUUAUCAGGUAUGAUAAAAACUCAAUUUUCUAAUAUUAAAAAUUUAUGUUUAACAACCGACAUUUGGACGGAUACGUUAAAUACAAAAAGUUUUUUGGGUCUUACAGCCCAUUUUAUAUUAAAAGAAACAUAUAAAUCAGUAA